Messenger RNA from Selaginella moellendorffii, 1436 nucleotides. RefSeq names its product actin-related protein 4. Gene Ontology annotation, cellular component: SWI/SNF complex; NuA4 histone acetyltransferase complex. Gene Ontology annotation, biological process: regulation of transcription by RNA polymerase II. NCBI's taxonomy places the organism in Eukaryota, Viridiplantae, Streptophyta, Lycopodiopsida, Selaginellales, Selaginellaceae. Gene Ontology annotation, molecular function: chromatin binding. Bases 51 to 1361 code for a protein of 436 amino acids. The transcript is spliced from 19 exons. The record is from RefSeq and is a predicted model, not a curated record.
CGGCUAUCGAGGUUUUAGGGUUUUUUGGGCUCUAGGGCGAAAGGGAAGCGAUGUAUGGCGGAGACGAGGUAUCCGCCAUUGUCGUGGAUCUGGGAUCGCAUUCUUGCAAGGCGGGAUACGCUGGAGAGGACGCUCCCAAAGCUGUUUUUCCAUCGGCUGUAGGAUCUGUGGGAGAAAAACCGAGCACGUACUAUGUGGGAAAUCAAGCAAUACAGUUUAGACGCGAUUUCAUGGAGGUUGCUUCUGCAUUGAAAGAUGGUCUCGUCGCAGAUUGGGACAUAGUUGAGAGCAUCUGGGAUCACGCUUUCAAGUCUUUACUUCAUCUUUUCUCAGAAAUGGCUGAAGUAACUUUUUUUUUUCCUUUUUCUUUUUCCAGGGAACGGCUGCUUAUAGAUCCCAAAGAGCAUCCAAUGCUGCUUGCCGAGGCAUCUUUUAAUCCUCAACAGCAUAGAGAAAAGACUGUGGAGCUGAUGUUUGAAAAAUAUGGUGUGCCUGCGGUCUUCCUUGCAAAGAAUGCUGUUCUCACCUCGUUCGCAUCUGGACGAGCGACGUCGCUUGUUGCUGACUGCGGUGGCGGUUCUACUACUGUUGCUGCUGUACAUGAUGGCUAUGUUCUGCACAAGGCUGUUCUCCGGUCCCCAAUUGGCGGGGAAGUCCUCACAGAUUGCCUCUUGAAGAUUUUGGAAUCGAAGAAUGUCAAUAUCAGGCCAAGGUAUUCGUUCAAAAAGAAAGAACCUGUGAACGGGGAGUUCGAAAUUGUGAACCUCGACUUUCCCAACACUACCGACAGCUAUCGUAGGUACAUGCAGAGAGUGAUUGCCGCGGAUAUCAAAGAAACCGUUUGCCGGGUCCCGGAUGGCAUCUUCGAUGAACACUCGUAUGCCAACAUUCCUACAACUCCGUAUGAGCUUCCCGAUGGCCAUACGAUUGAAGUUGGCGCUGAACGAUUCAAGGUUCCGGACCUUAUGUUCAAUCCUGCCUUGAUACAGACAAUACCUGGGAUGGAGAAAUAUGGUGUUGAUACGGGGCUCACCUUACGCGGACUACCACAGAUGGUUAGCGACUGCAUAGGAAAAUGCGAUGUUGAUAUCCGGAGAGAGCUCUUCAGCACUAUUUUGCUCGCCGGCGGAACCGCAUCAAUGCAGCAAUUGAAAGAGCGUUUAGAAAAGGACUUGGUUGAGGAAGCACCACAAGCAGCUCGCGUCAAGGUUCUUGCAAGUGGGAACACAAUCGAGAGACGCUUCAGCGUAUGGAUUGGUGGAAGUAUUCUCGCUUCUUUGGGGUCGUUCCAGCAGAUGUGGUUCUCUAAAGCAGAGUACGAAGAACACGGGCCAUCGUAUGUCCAAAGAAAAUGUCCUUAGAAAUCAGAAAAGUAUGACUAAUUUGUAAUUAUAAAGUUAAGAAACUGAAACUGAUAUAGAAUUUUCGAAGUGUUA